Molecule: messenger RNA, 3000 nt
Organism: Talaromyces amestolkiae
Lineage: Eukaryota; Fungi; Ascomycota; Eurotiomycetes; Eurotiales; Trichocomaceae
Exons: 7
Coding region: 1-3000 (999 amino acids)
Biological process (GO): establishment of cell polarity; regulation of exocytosis; regulation of protein secretion
Cellular component (GO): plasma membrane; cytoplasm
Molecular function (GO): myosin II binding; syntaxin binding; GTPase activator activity
Source: RefSeq, a predicted model, not a curated record
AUGGCCCAGUUCCUUCGCGGCAAGCAGGCAGGCAUCCAAAAGGACCUUUCCGAGGGUCUAUCGCCGACCCUCUUUGCCCUAGAUGAGUAUACACGAUAUGGCAUCAACUCCCGCAUAUCUGCCAUUACCUACGACCCCGUCCAGUCCCUAAUCGCCGUCGGCACCAGCGACACCCAGUUCGGAAGCGGACAAAUCUAUGUCUUUGGUCAACGGCGCGUUUCUGUUAUAUUCAACCUACCGCGCAAAGCGUCUGCAAAGUUUUUGCACUUUUGUGCUGAUAAGCUUGUGAGCGUUGAUUCGAAGAGCGAGCUUUCGAUCUUCUCGUUGGAGACGAAAAAGACCUUGGUUUCAUACGCGCCUCCAAGCCAUGUGUCUGCGGUAGCGGUUGAUCCUAGCAUUGACUAUGUGGUCCUGGGUCUACAAAAUGGAGAAAUCAUUGCCUACGAUAUGGACCGAGAAGGCCUUACGCCAUUCCGACUACCGAACUUAUGGCUCGAAAAGAAUCCCCGGGUGAGAAUGGCGCCUGUUGUAUCCCUAGCUUUUGCACCACGAGAUAUUGGGAAACUGUUGAUUGGCUAUCCGGAGGGAGCUGUUACCUUCUCCAUAAAACAGAAUAUUCCUCAAAACUUCUUCGAAUACGAGGUCCCGGCCGGCGCUCCCGGUGGUGACUCAGACCCAACUCUCUCGCGCGACAUACGAAGACCCAAGCUUACCCAAGCCCUGUGGCAUCCUACAAACACCUUUAUUCUUACGGUACAUGAAGACACGAGUCUAGUCUUUUGGGAUGCAAAAGAUGGACGCCUGGUCAUGGCACGAACUAUUGAAGAGGCCAAUAUCAACCAACCGGGGACUCGCGCAGAGAAACCAACCUCACCUCAUGGAAACUUUAGUGUCAAAGACCCGAUCUUCAAGGUUUCCUGGUGCGCCAAGGAGAACCCAGAUAAUACAGGGCUAUUGAUUGCGGGAGGCCACCCGUCGAGCGACAGAGACAAGGGACUGACCUUCUUGGAUCUAGGGCCUACUCCCAACUAUCAAACGUCUUCAUGGCAGAUACUUGCCAGCUACUUAGAAAAACCUAGAAGCCGCUUCACUCUAUCAACCCCGCCUGGAGCAGAGGUUGUCGACUUUUGUCUGAUACCCCGUACUUCACCCUUUUUCGCCGGUGCGCAAGAUCCUAUUGCGGUUAUUGCUCUAUUGUCUACUGGUGAACUUGUGACGCUCAGUUUCCCUAAUGGACAUCCAAUCUCUCCGACAAACAUGCUGCAUAUAUCAUUGUCUUUCGUUCACCCUUUCAUAACCAAAGCGAUCUUGACGCCAGUCAGCCGAAACAAUUGGCUCGGGCUCAAGGAGAAGAGAGCUCAAGGCCCAAAGUUCCUUCUGGGAGGUGCCGAGGGCAAGAAGGCUAUGAAACGAUUUGAAGACCGCAAUAUUGCUAUCACUGCAAAUUCAGAUGGAGUUGUGCGACUAUGGGAUGCAGGCCACGAUGACGAGAUUGAGAAUGGGGAGGUCAUUCAGGUCGAUCUAACUCGUGCAAUAGCACGCAACGUUAAUACCCAAGCCUCUCAGAUAUCGUUCUCUGGUGCAUCUGGUGAACUAUCAGUGGGACUUCGCAGUGGAGAAGUAGUCAUUUUCCGCUGGGGAAAGAACCAAAAUGCUGGAAGUGAAAAGGCUCCAGGUGCGAAUGCAGGACCUGGCAAAAUCACAAACAUAAGUCAUCGGGCCGAUCCAAAUCUAAGUACAGGAUUGCUUCCGCUUAGUCUUUUGGAAAUGCAAAACGGACCCGUGACAGCUCUCAAACACAGUGAUGUUGGCUUUGUUUGCGCGGGUUUCGAAGAAGGGCACCUUGUGUUUAUCGAUCUUCGUGGCCCUGCCGUCAUCCAUAGCGCCGAUAUCCGCGACUUUCUCAAAGCAAAUAAUAAACGCGGCAGUCUCCGCAGGAGUCGCACAGGAGAUAGUACGCCUCUAGAGUGGCCCACCAGCAUUGAGUUUGGUGUUUUGACGCUGGAUGGUGAAGAUUACUCAAGUAUUUGCUGUUUCGUAGGAACGAGCCGCGGAAACCUUGCUACAUUCAAGAUAUUGCCAUCAAACAACGGCACAUAUUCCGUACAAUUCGUUGGCUCUACCUCCCUCGACGACUCGGUUAUCGGAAUCUUUCCCAUCAAUGCCGACUCUGGUGAGCCUGCGCUAGCAACCCAAAUGGCCGUUUCGGGUCUCCGAAGCGGAGUCAGGGUCAAUGGAGUAGUCGUCGCAGUGACUCAAUCAGACUGCCGAAUUUUCCGACCUGCAACUAACAAAGGAGCCUCUAAAACAUGGGGUGACUUUCUUUGCGAUUCUGCAGGCUUCGUGAAGAUAGAAGGUCGCGGUUACAGCCUUGUUGGUUUGUUUGGAGACGGUAAUGUUCGUGCCUAUUCGAUUCCGGGUCUAAAGGAGAUCGGCUGUACGCAAAUCAGCAACAUUUUAGACGUACGACGUUUCUCUGAAGCAGUGAUUUCGCCUUCUAGCGAUGUGAUUGGUUGGACUGGGCCAUCUGAAGUUGCAAUCAUUAACGUUUGGGGCUCAGGUACUCCUAUUCCACCUACGGAUGAUAAGCUAUAUAAUCCAGAUGCCAUGCUUCCUCCCAGGCCCACGAUUUCCAAUUUCCAAUGGAUAGCUGGCACCCAAUAUGUCUCACCUGCAGACAUGGAUCUACUGAUUGGCGGACCUGAUCGCCCUCCUUCGAAACGAAUGAUGGAGCAAAUGAAAUACGAAGAACGCGAACGCCGCCAAGCAGAAAGACAAGGACGCAGUGUUCCUCCAUCUGCCAGCAGAAACGACGAAGGCUACUGGUCCUACAUGCAGCGCCAAGUUCAAGAAAGAACAGAACGGCUUGGGAUCAUGGGCGACAGUAUGGAUCGGUUGGAAGAGAACAGUAGCAACUGGGCAAAUGAUGUUAGCAAGUUCGUCUCGAACCAGAAGAAAAAAGCUGUUCUUGGUGUUUUGGGAUCAAAAUUCGGACUAUAG